CGGGUCCUUUAGUCAAUGUGGGAAAACGGAGACCUGCUGGGCGUGAUCAAGGCGGGCGAUGCCCAGGGCGAAGCCGCACGUGUGUGCCUGCGCGGCUGCCCCUUUUGCAGUGACCACCACGAGUGUCCCACGAACGGGCUCGCUGCCUGUAGUAUCAGCAACAACGACAGAGGCGGCCGCGCUGUGCACGCGAGGACCCACCUGGACCCAUGCCCUUCCCGCGGGGGACGCGGGCGGCAUCGCCAGCCCGGCGCGGCCCCGGGACGCGAACCCGGGCUCCGGCGGCUCCGCCUGCGGUGUCCGCCUGUAGGGGGCGCCCUCGCGCCUGCCUCCACCGGCUCGUCUCCGCUCCGCGGACGCGCGCGCGCUGCCUCACGCGACGGACGCCCGGGCUGCCGUCAGUCCCGGCUCGCGUGCGUGCGCGUGCGUGCUGGUGCGGGCGUCGUGCGUGCGCGCGCCCGGCGGCCCAGAAAGCGGCGCCCGGAGCCUGAGGCGGCGGUGGUUAGGCGGCUCCCGGCGGCUCCCCGCGGCGGUGACGGCGCCCCGCGCCCCGCGCCCCGCGCCCCGCGCCCCGCUCCCCGCGCCCCGCGCCCCGCGCCCCGCGCCCCGCGCUCCUCCGCCCGGGCCCGCCAGCCGAGGCCGCUCCCCGGCGCCGGAAGAUGCCGGCCGUGUCCAAGGGGGAUGGGAUGCGGGGCCUGGCGGUCUUCAUCUCGGAUAUCCGCAACUGGUGUGGUAACUGCAGCCACAAGUCUGAUCACCACUUUGGCACAGAAGAACCCAGAAGAGUUUAAAACCUCCGUGUCUCUGGCCGUCUCUAGGCUAAGCAGAAUCGUGACGUCCGCAUCAACAGAUCUUCAGGAUUACACUUACUAUUUUGUCCCUGCUCCCUGGCUGUCUGUCAAACUGCUGAGGCUGCUGCAGUGCUACCCACCCCCAGAAGACCCUGCAGUUCGAGGCCGCCUGACGGAGUGCCUGGAGACCAUCUUGAACAAAGCCCAAGAACCGCCCAAGUCGAAGAAGGUCCAGCAUUCCAACGCCAAGAACGCCGUGCUCUUUGAGGCCAUCAGCUUAAUCAUUCACCACGACAGUGAGCCGAACCUGCUUGUCCGCGCCUGCAACCAGCUGGGCCAGUUCCUGCAGCACCGGGAGACCAACCUGCGCUACCUGGCCCUGGAGAGCAUGUGCACGCUGGCCAGCUCUGAGUUCUCCCACGAGGCUGUCAAGACGCACAUCGAGACGGUCAUCAAUGCCCUGAAGACCGAGCGGGACGUGAGCGUGCGGCAGCGGGCCGUGGACCUCCUCUACGCCAUGUGCGACCGCAGCAAUGCCCCACAGAUCGUGGCCGAGAUGCUGAGCUAUCUGGAGACGGCCGACUACUCCAUCCGAGAAGAGAUUGUGCUGAAGGUCGCCAUCCUGGCCGAGAAGUAUGCCGUGGACUACACCUGGUACGUGGACACCAUCUUGAACUUGAUCCGAAUCGCUGGCGAUUACGUGAGUGAAGAGGUGUGGUACCGAGUCAUUCAGAUCGUCAUCAACCGGGACGACGUGCAGGGCUACGCGGCCAAGACCGUGUUCGAGGCUCUUCAGGCUCCUGCGUGCCACGAGAACCUGGUCAAAGUGGGUGGCUACAUCCUGGGGGAGUUUGGAAACCUGAUAGCUGGAGACCCGAGAUCCAGCCCGCUGAUCCAGUUCAACCUGCUGCACUCCAAGUUCCACCUGUGCAGUGUCCCCACCCGUGCGCUGCUCCUGUCCACCUACAUCAAGUUCGUGAACCUCUUUCCGGAGGUGAAGCCCACCAUCCAGGACGUGCUGCGCAGCGACAGCCAGCUGCGGAAUGCAGACGUGGAGCUGCAGCAGCGCGCCGUGGAGUACCUGCGGCUCAGCACCGUGGCCAGCACCGACAUCCUGGCAACUGUGCUGGAGGAGAUGCCUCCGUUCCCGGAGCGGGAGUCCUCCAUCCUUGCCAAGCUCAAGAAGAAGAAGGGCCCCAGCACGGUGACAGACCUGGAGGACACCAAGCGGGAGAGGAGUGUUGAUGUGAACGGGGGCCCCGAGCCUGCCCCGGCCAGCACCAGCGCUAUGUCUACGCCUUCUCCAUCGGCAGACCUGCUGGGUCUGGGGGCCGCCCCCCCGGCCCCUGCGGGCCCCCCACCCUCCUCCGGCAGCGGCGGGCUGCUCGUGGAUGUGUUCUCAGACUCGGCCUCUGCGGUCGCACCUCUCGCUCCUGGCUCCGAAGACAACUUUGCCAGGUUUGUUUGUAAAAACAAUGGUGUGUUGUUUGAAAACCAGCUGCUUCAAAUUGGACUUAAGUCUGAAUUUCGGCAGAAUUUAGGUCGGAUGUUUAUCUUUUAUGGGAAUAAGACCUCCACGCAGUUCCUGAAUUUUACCCCAACACUCAUCUGCUCAGACGACCUUCAGCCUCACCUGAACCUGCAGACCAAGCCUGUGGACCCGACCGUGGAGGGGGGCGCACAGGUGCAGCAGGUGGUCAACAUAGAGUGCGUGUCCGACUUCACAGAGGCGCCGGUCCUCAGCAUUCAGUUCAGGUAUGGGGGCACCUUCCAGAAUGUUUCUGUGCAGCUGCCCAUCACGCUUAACAAGUUCUUCCAGCCCACAGAAAUGGCUUCUCAGGAUUUCUUUCAACGUUGGAAGCAGUUGAGCAAUCCACAACAGGAAGUCCAGAACAUCUUCAAGGCGAAGCACCCCAUGGACACAGAGGUCACCAAAGCCAAGAUCAUUGGAUUCGGUUCUGCACUUCUAGAAGAAGUCGAUCCCAAUCCUGCGAAUUUCGUGGGAGCCGGAAUCAUACACACGAAAACCACCCAGAUUGGAUGCCUGCUGCGCCUGGAGCCAAACCUGCAAGCCCAGAUGUACCGGCUCACGCUGCGGACGAGUAAGGAAGCCGUUUCCCAGAGAUUAUGUGAAUUGCUGUCGGCGCAGUUCUAGUGGCAAGGAGGGAAGGCCAGGCUCGUGUGUCUUGCGUUUCCUUCGUCUGUGCUGUCUGUCUUCCUGGCCAUCCUGCAGAUGGGCGCCUCGUGUCCAGCGUCAUAGCACAUGGCGCCUCCCCGCCCCGCUGCUCCGGACCCCUCCCCUCUGGGCUGGACAGGAACACGCGUGUGUGGCUCAGGAGAAAAGCUCAGCCUGGACUGUGGCAGCCACGGCAGAAGGUGGAUUUUGGGAUCAGUUUUUAUAAAAAUCAAGACAGUUCUGUGGUUAAAUCUACAAAUUAAAGGGAAAUUAGAAGUUGACGUGAA
Sapajus apella (tufted capuchin) is the source of this 3254-nucleotide messenger RNA. It is a transcript of the gene AP2A2, whose product is annotated as adaptor related protein complex 2 subunit alpha 2. Gene Ontology annotation, cellular component: AP-2 adaptor complex; membrane coat. The record is from RefSeq and is a predicted model, not a curated record. Lineage: Eukaryota; Metazoa; Chordata; Mammalia; Primates; Cebidae. Gene Ontology annotation, biological process: clathrin-dependent endocytosis; intracellular protein transport. The transcript is spliced from 18 exons. Gene Ontology annotation, molecular function: clathrin-cargo adaptor activity. Bases 16 to 2946 code for a protein of 976 amino acids.